CACUUUCGACGGGUAGGUUUUUGCAGACGGAAGGUGAAAAAUUUUCCACAUUACGAAUUGCGAAAAUUUUACAUUUCAAAUAGUUUUUUCCUAUUUCAUUUGAUUGAUUUUUUAAAUUGUGCUCUAUUCUGAUCUUUAUAAAAUAUCUGCAAUUUAGAAGAUCAAAAGUUGAAAACAUUUGCCCUGGAACCAAAAAGCAAUUGCGUGCUUGUCAACGUCGAAAGGUUGAAACUGCAGCGCAGCAGGCAACACUCGCUCGGGGAAACGGGGCAACGUCGCGCUCGCUAUUAAUUGUGUUUGCUUUACUCUUGAGUUAUUUUUUUUAUUCGUCGACGAUUGUGUCGGCCGUAAGCAGAAACAUUUCUUAAUAAAAAAAAAACUUGGAAUCGAAUAAAAGCCAACAUGAGUGGUGGACUGCCGGAGUUAGGCUCGAAGAUCAGCCUGAUUUCGAAAGCCGACAUUCGAUAUGAAGGCCGCUUGUAUACGGUGGACCCGCAAGAGUGUACAAUUGCUCUAUCGAGUGUGCGCUCAUUUGGAACCGAGGAUCGCGACACACAGUUCCAAAUAGCGCCGCAGUCGCAGAUCUACGAUUACAUCUUGUUUCGCGGCUCGGAUAUUAAAGACAUUCGCGUCGUCAACAAUCAUAAUCUGCCGCAUCACAAUGAUCCGGCCAUUAUGCAGGCCCAGUUACAGAAUGGUCCUCAGGUGAUGCCCCAGCAUUUCCCAAUGAAUGCACCAACACCACAGCAGCAGCAACAACAACAACAGCAGCAGCAGCCCCAGCAUACUGGUGGACCAUCGAUGGGUGGAGCCGGAGGACCUGGUGGUGUUGGUGGUUAUGGCAACGGCAAUCCAUUUGGCGCCUUGGGUGCACCCAGUCUGGGACCAGGCUCAUUGGCACCGGGCAGCGGAGCCCCGGGCAGUGGCGGCGGAGGUACCUUCAUGAACAUUGGUGGUAAUCAGCAGCAACAACAGCAGCAGCAACAGAAGCCUCAGCAGCAGCCAAAACCAAUUUCCGUUUUAGAUAUGCUUGCGAGCGCUUCACGUUCGACAACGCCUAUUAGCCUCAUUAUCAGUCCAACGGCCGAUCUGACUCAGCAGCAGCAGCACUCCCAGCAGCAGCAGCAACAACAAUUACAUCAACAAAAUUCGAUACAAGCUCUUGGUGGUGGCAAUGCGCGCGAUGCCGGACAUAAGCGCCAAAACCACCAACAGCAGCAGCAUCAGCAAAGAUCUGGACCCAAUAAUAUGUCGCAACAGCAGCAGAGGAACAACCAUAAUAACGACUUUUACAAUCAUCCCCACCCCAACCAGCAGCAGCAACAACAGCGUGAUCGGCGCGACUCUGGCCGUCAAAUGGAUAAUAAUAACUAUAACAAUUAUAAUAAUAACCAACGUAAUAAUCGUGGUGCUGUCGGCGCUGGACAAAUGCAGCAACGUGGUGGAGGCGGAGGAGGAGGUGGAAAUAAUGCAUGGAAUAUGCAUCGCGGCGGUCCACAAAAUUCCAAUAUAUUCCGCGGCAAUCGCGGAAUGGGAGCACGUGGCCCAAUGCGACCAAAUCAGCAGGGCUAUCGUCCACAAUCGGCCAAUCAAAAUAAGCCUCGCAACAAGAUCAAAUUUGAGGGUGAUUUCGAUUUCGAGCAGGCCAACAAUAAAUUCGAGGAGCUGCGCACCCAACUGGCGAAACUCAAGGUGGGCGACGAACCCAACACCAAAACCACAGCACCAACAACAGCAACAACAGCCACAACAACAACAACAACUAGUUCUACCACUACCGAACAGUUGAAUGGUGAAACUGAUAAGAAGGAUGAUUCUGGCAAUGAGACCGGCGCUGGCGAACAUGAGCCCGAGGAGGAUGAUGUUCAUGUUGGCUACGAUAAGACCAAAUCUUUCUUUGACAACAUUUCGUGCGAGGCUGCCCAGGAUCGCAGUAAGAACAAGAAGAAUGACUGGCGUCAGGAGCGCAAAUUGAAUACGGAGACAUUCGGUGUCUCAUCCACUCGACGUGGCAGUUAUCGCGGUCGCACCCAUUACAACCAUUACAACAAUGGCAACACGAUGGGCGGCGGCGGUGCUGGUAAUGGCAUGAACUCGGGAUAUGGCGGCGCUCCCGGCUACAAUCGCAACAAUUAUCGCAUGGGCGGUGGCGGUGGCACCUAUCGCAAUCGCAGCAACAAUCGAAACAAUAACCGCGGCGGUCCCAACAAUAUGACCAAUGGAAAUGGCAAUGGUGGUGGCAGCACAGCCGCUGCACUGAAAGCGGCCAACAAUGCUGCAGGAGGAGUUGCAGGAGCAGCUACUACUGGCAACAAUUCAACGGACAACUCGGCAUCAACCAAUGUCCCAACAACGAAGACGGCCACGUCUACGCUGGCAGAGCAGCAGACGCAACAGGUGGCGGCAGUUUCCCAAUAAUGUCGCAGAAGUGGAGGAGGAGUUCCCUUGCCGCCUAACUUUACAAAAUCGAAAAGAAAACAGUCCUACUCAUCACUACCACUACAAAAGCUAGUUACCCGAAAGCAACAGAAUCAAGCGACAGAUCGACGACAAACAAGGCUCUUAUCAUCAUCAAUAUCAAUGGAAUGGAAAUCGAGGAGGAGGAUUAGUUAUGGAUCUAAUGAUGGCAAAAACAAAUUAAUUGUACAAUUUUACUUAGUGUUGUUAAAACGCUCAUGACGUCCUGCUGCGCGCACACUUCUGCCCGCCCACCGUGUUGCUUUGCUAUCUAAUAUAUGUUCUCUAUAUGAUCAUGAUCCGAAAGCGUUUGAGAGCAGCGCCAUAUUAAAUAAUGAAUGAUAGGUUUUUUGUGUAAAUGAUGGCAUGCUAAUAAUAACGUAACGUCGUCUCCAGCGAGGCAGCACACUUGAUUAACAAAAACAUAGUGAGAUGAACAUAACAUACACACCUCUACAUAUAUAUUUAGUAAUAAAUGUGAAGAAAACAUUAAGCAUAAGUCUAUGAAAAGUUAAAAAGAAAAUAACUCUAGGAGUCGCAAAUUAUGAAAUUAAAGGAAAAAGAAACAAACAAAAAAAACACAAACAUUAAAUCCAUGGAAUUCCCAAAAAAUUAAUAAAAACAAAACGCAAUUCACAUGUUUAUAUUUUAACAAUACAAAAAAAAAGUCUACAACUAUACUUAAUGUGGGCGACAUACCAACAUACAAACAUAAAUAAAUUAAUUCAAAGCGUUA
Molecule: messenger RNA, 3193 nt
Organism: Drosophila grimshawi
Lineage: Eukaryota; Metazoa; Arthropoda; Insecta; Diptera; Drosophilidae
Gene: tral
Product: protein LSM14 homolog B-A
Exons: 7
Coding region: 403-2418 (671 amino acids)
Biological process (GO): P-body assembly; cytoplasmic stress granule assembly
Cellular component (GO): P-body
Molecular function (GO): mRNA binding
Source: RefSeq, a predicted model, not a curated record